Messenger RNA from Seminavis robusta, 3039 nucleotides. The record is from the annotation of a GenBank genome assembly. Lineage: Eukaryota; Bacillariophyta; Bacillariophyceae; Naviculales; Naviculaceae.
GAGAAACAGAAGCGGACCGCUUCCCUCCCAAAAUCGUUGCUCCCUGCAGUGCAUUCCUGAGAAAUAGCCACUUCCUAAUCGUCAAUCCUCUUCCUCUCCUUUCAAGCUCCAUAGAUUAUUACGUUUUCUCCCUUGUUUGUCUCCGUACCGAUUGCCAGGAAUGAGUUACCUCUUGGGACGAGAGGAUUUGGCUGGAAUGCCUGACGAUGACCAUCGUGCGAUGGAUUCGUCGAGGUAUUACCAUGGCGAAGUUGACGAUUGUGGGAAGAUGUUGACAGAAGAUGAUCCAGAAGUCCUCGAUGGAGACGAGAGUACAGCAACAGUGGAAACAACCAAAACCAAAGGCAAUCAGAGCGAUGGCGACAAUGUCACGACCUGCUCUCAUCGAUCAACACCUACCAGUACCACACAAGAGUCGAGCCGUUCCUUCCAUGACCAAGGCUCUCUGUUCCGGAGCAUUGAACAGCAACAAGCCGAGAGCUUUACCUUCUCCCUCACGUCCGAGUCGACUUCCAACGUUGGAAGCUUUGCCAAUUGGACCUCCAGCGACGACGGUUCUCCGUCCUUGCGCGAUCACGAAGACUUGGAGGCAAGCUAUCCCACUCCUGCCGCCGAUGGAAUGACCACGAGCAAUGAGAGUGAAAACGACGACCCCCAAGAGAAGCAGCUUGAGAGAAGCCCUGGCUCACCGCCAGAUGUUGCCUCCUACGGAGACUACGAAUGGUCACUGUGGGAAGAAGGGAGCCAGUAUCCUUCUGCAACGCAAGGGUGCAAGAUUCGCGAAGACGACGGGGACAAGGGUAUUCCUGAGGAGAAGGAAGUGGUGAGUCACUUGGAUGCCACGCCUCGUGACACUUCCUGUGAAGAGUACGAGUGGUCCGUCUUGGAAGAGGGGAGCAACCUCCAGACGUCAGGCCACAGCAAGAUCAGGGAGGAGGCGAUUAGUCUUGACAGCAGCCAAGUUUCCAAGCCCCAUGAGAAGAUGAGAACAACUCCAUUGGUGGAACACAGGCGUCCCGUGCAAGAAAGACUCACCAAGCAUCCUGCGGCGGAGGAGCCUCCUCUUGCUCGGUACGGUGAAGACCACGAAGACGAUGGACUCGGCCAAAAUAUUCUGCGUCGGACUCCGGCCAGCCCCGACGAAAACGGGCACAUCUCUCAGGGCGGGCUAGCUGUCGCUUCGCUUGUCAUUGAAGAAAGCCUUGGAGGAGACGAUCCGCAGCAGGCCGAAGCCAUAUCGGUUGUAAAGAUGUCCGACAAGACCAGCCGGUAUUACGCUCUGGGCAUGUUCGCGUUGAUGCUCGUACUUGUGGCUGGGAUUCUCCUUGGCACUGUUGUCCUUCCCUCGAUCCGGGGAAAACAAGACAGCGAGGAGGGGCUCCACGGAGGACCUGAUGGGUUGCAAGAGUCUGGUGUGACAUUCGCACCAACGACCUACCGCGAGUCCUUGGGUAUCCAAGAGCAAAUUGCUGUAUCGGUGGGCAGUUCCAAGCUUAACGAUGCCAGCACUCCUCACUACAAAGCCUUACAGUGGCUUUUGUAUGAAGACCCACUUCAGUUGCCUCGGAGCGCCACGAACUUGAUCCAACGAUACGCUCUCGCACUCUUUUACUUUCAGACCUCUGAGCACGGACCAUGGCGUUCCUGCAAUCCACCCAAGCUGGAGAAUGAAACACAUUCGUGUGACUUCUUGCGGCUCAUGUGGAUUUUUCCUGAAUUGGAAUUUGACGUUGUCCCUUCGAAUCGUUGGCUCAGUCGAGUCCACGAGUGCGAUUGGGCUGGAAUCAUUUGUGAGGAGGGCGACAUUGUCAAGGAGAUCAUACUGGAGGCCAACAACCUUUCUGGAAGCCUGCCAGAAGAGCUUGGUCUCUUUCCUCGGCUUCUCAGCUUCAGCUUUGUUAACAACGAGAUCUCGGGCUCGCUUCCUGCGCCUCUUGCUGUAGAGUUGCAAGGAAAGGUCACACAAAUCCAACUCCACUACAACAAGAUCUCCGGCAGCAUUCCCCCGGAAUGGAUGCAGUUUCAGGCUUUGGAACGUCUCAACUUGGCCUCAAACCAGUUGACUGGUUCCCUGCCCACUGAGAUUGGAAUGCUUGGCGCCAGUCGCCGCGGAGACUUGCUCAUGGGUCUCUUCCUCUUUGACAAUCCAGGCAUAACUGGAACGAUUCCAACAGAGGUUGGCAAUCUUGACGCCCUCUCCUUCUUGAGGGUCUCCAAGACAUCCCUGGAAGGCCCACUUCCGUCCGAGCUUGGUAGAUUGUCUGAACUGAAAGAGUUUUGGGGACACAAGACGAAGCUUUCCGGCCCUAUUCCUUCCGAAGUGGCAAGGAUCGGCGCCUUGAGACACUUGCGACUCCAGCACACAAAUGUCAACGGGACUAUUCCUGAAGAGAUCUAUGAACUCCCGGGUUUGGAGCGUUUGGAUUUGUGGCAAAGCAAGGUUGGUGGCACCAUCAGCACAAAGAUUGGCCAGCUUGCCAACAGUCUUUCCGUGUUGCGUCUUCAAAACAAUUCCUUGCUUUCUGGAGAACUGCCCACCGAGCUGGGUCUGUUGACCAACCUCAAGACGUUGCACCUGCAGCACACGCGCUUGGAGGGGAGCAUUCCGGAAGGAUUGUGCGACCGAGUCUUGGACCGAGGACAGCAGUUCAACGGAAGUGAUGCUGCUACCGUCACCAAUCUCCAUAUUUCGGCGGAUUGCCUAGUCUCGACUCAUCCUGGUGUGUGGCCUUUUGUCAGCUGUGAGUCUGGUUGUUGCUCCGUGUGCUGCGAUGGGAAAACAGGAGCUUGCGCGGACAUGCUCACCUAGGGUCGACAUCCACGACAGACAAGACUAGGGUUGGCAUGCUCCCUUGGGGGAUGUUUUCUAUGCCAUGCUGUUACGGGUUGGGUAGCACGCUCCCCUAGCCAGGGAUCUUUUUCAAUGCCAUGCUUGGUUAGCCUGGCUGAAUACAUACUAGUACGGUUCGUUGUUAAAUUCAUUGAUUCAAAAUGCGAGAUACAUCACGUUAAAAUAGUGGUUUCGUUCUAAAUUUUCUC